AAUAUACACUUACCUGGUUUCCUUUUCUUCCAGCGAACUGGACUCUCAUGGCUACGGUAGAGGGAGAAGUUCCCAUCAAUAGAACAACGAAGAAGAGAAUAAGAAUAAGAGGAAACGUAGGAAAGGAACUGUUGCAGAUUCGGGUGCCGAAGAAGCUAAUAAAGGAGUUGAAGAUGGAGACGAAGGAGAAGAGACGAUAACAGCAUCAGAAGUAGAAAAACUGGUGAUCGCAGAGAAAAGCAAGCAAAAACCGACCGAGGAUAGAGAAUAUGGUAAUGCUGAGGAGGAGAAAGCUAAGUAUGAAACGGAGGGUAACAAUAAGAAGCAGAAGUUGCAGACACGAUUAGGUAUCAGGAAGAUAAUCCGGUUUUUUGAAGUGGGCAUCUCCAAGCCCACCAUGGAUGGCAUUAAGGAUUUGGAUUUGGAGAACAUGGAUGAGUUUCAAGUUAGAUCUAUCCCACCACUUUUAGAUGGAAAGGAUGUUUUUAGAGUUGUAGGGACGCAUUAUUCAGAGAAUGUUGGUUUUCUGGUACCAGCUGUUGAAUUGUUAUAUGAACAGUGUUUUACCCCUUCUGAUGGAACUGGUGUAGUUAUCAUUUGCCCAACAAGGAAGCUUGCUUCACAGGCACAUACUGUUGCCCAGAACCUUCUCAAGUACCACACACAAACUCUUGGGUUGGUUGGUGGUGGUGCAACUCGAAUGGAAGAAGCAGGAGACCUUGUGAAGGGUGUUAAUUUGUUAGUUGCAACCCCCAGGAGACUUCUUUACCAUCUUCAAAACACAAAGGGCUUCAUAUAUAAAAGCUUAAAGGCUGUUGCUGCUUCAUUUUUCUUACGGGAUCCUUAAAGACAGUAUCUGAGUACAGGUUGCACGUCAAGUCAAGAAAAGAAGUGCGUGAAUGGUCAAUGGGUUUUACCGAAAGCAGAGCUGCAGAAGCAGGAUUACAACUACAUGUAGUAAAAUACAUUUUACCCUUCUGUUGGCUACAAGUUAUUUUUUCUUGAAUUUUUAAGCGAUUAAUUUCUCCGAUAUAAACAUUAACCAUUAUUAAGCUAUAUAUUAAAAGGAUACCAACUAUGGUCGAGGUUUCAAGUGUCUCAAUAUGUAUUGGGCUUUGA
This is a messenger RNA of Nelumbo nucifera (sacred lotus), 1119 nucleotides long. Lineage: Eukaryota; Viridiplantae; Streptophyta; Magnoliopsida; Proteales; Nelumbonaceae. The record is from RefSeq and is a predicted model, not a curated record.